AUGGGCAGUCACGGCCUGCGGGGGGUCCGUGUGGAGCUGGGGUCAACGUGGACUUCGGCCAUCCACGGCUUCCCGGAGACGGAGAAGACGCGCUGGUCGGAGGCGAGCAGGACCAUCCUGCGGCGGGUGCAGGAGGCCGCCUUCGGCCCAGGCCAGGCCCUGCUGCCCGGGGUGCACGUGCUGGACCUGGAACCGAGGGGCUACAUCAAGCCGCACGUCGACAGCGUCAAGUUCUGUGGAGCCACCAUCGCUGGCCUGUCCCUGCUGUCCCCAAGUGUCAUGAGGCUGUUGCAUACCCAGGACCCCGCAGAGUGGUUGGAACUCUUGCUGGAGCCCGGUUCCCUCUACAUCCUAAGGGGCUCCGCCCGGUAUGACUUCUCCCACGAGAUCCUCCGGGAUGAAGACUCUUUUUUCGGUGAACGCCGGAUUCCCCGGGGCCGACGCAUCUCUGUGAUCUGCCGUGCACCCCCUGAGAUGGGCUGUAAGUUUCUAUGCAAGGAGGCUGUCUCCUCUUAG
Elephantulus edwardii (Cape elephant shrew) is the source of this 516-nucleotide messenger RNA. Its product is annotated as alpha-ketoglutarate-dependent dioxygenase alkB homolog 7, mitochondrial-like. The coding region runs from base 1 to 516 and encodes 171 amino acids. NCBI's taxonomy places the organism in Eukaryota, Metazoa, Chordata, Mammalia, Macroscelidea, Macroscelididae. Gene Ontology annotation, biological process: fatty acid metabolic process; DNA damage response. The transcript is spliced from 3 exons. The record is from RefSeq and is a predicted model, not a curated record. Gene Ontology annotation, cellular component: mitochondrial matrix.